UUCAGAAUUGAAAGAAACCAGAAUGGCUGAACAAGACAGAAUUAUUUGGAACUGGCAAGCUUCAUUAACGAAGUUGAUUGUUCCUGCGACAUUGUCAACUGCCGCUGUUGGGGUCUGGUUGGUUCUUAGAAAAUUCGGAAUAAUAUACCAGUUAUUCCACAAGGUUCAAAAAGAAUCCACAAGACAUGGAGGUGAAAUUGUGGCUGAUGUUUUAAAGGCUCAUGGAGUUAAACACAUGUUCACAUUGGUUGGAGGUCACAUUUCACCCAUCCUUGUAGCCUGUGAGAAACUAGGAAUAAGAGUUGUAGACACAAGACAUGAGGUGACAGCAGUGUUUGCGGCAGAUGCGGUCGCCCGGAUGUCCGGCACUGUGGGUGUUGCUGCAGUCACUGCUGGCCCAGGACUGACCAACACUGUGACCGCAGUCAAGAAUGCCCAGAUGGCUGAAUCUCCAGUUCUCCUGAUGGGAGGGGCAGCGGCUUCAAUUCUCAAAGGUCGUGGAGCAUUGCAGGAUAUUGACCAGAUGUCCCUGUUCAAGCCUCUGUGCAAGUACUGUGCCACAGUUACCAAGGUGCGCGACAUCGCCCCCACCCUCCAGAAGGCACUCCAGAUAGCACAGUCUGGCACACCUGGUCCAGUGUUUGUGGAGUUCCCUAUUGACACCCUGUACCCUUACCAGAUGGUGGCGAAAGAAGUAGGGGCCAAGAGUAAGAGCAAAGGGCUCAUGCCCAUGAUUGUCAACUGGUACCUACAGAAUUAUGUAGACGAUUUGUUUGCCGGGGCGUGGGAGAAAAGAGAUGUUUCCCCUAUGCCUGUGACAAUGCCCCGGGCAUCCAAAUCUCAAGUCCAAAAGUGUGUGGAGCUGGUGUCGCGAGCCAAGCAGCCUGUGAUUAUUCUGGGCUCCCAGUCAACACUGCCCCCAACCCCCACUGACAAAUUGGUCACAGCUCUAGAGAGCAUGGGCAUUCCCAGUUUCCUGGGCGGGAUGGCACGGGGCCUUCUGGGCCAGCAUAGUGACAUUCAGAUACGCCAGAAGAGGGGUGAGGCACUCAAGGAGGCAGAUGUCGUUAUUUUAGCUGGGGCUGUAUGUGACUUCCGACUUGGGUAUGGCAGGACAUUGAGUAGGAAAUCCAAGAUUAUUGCAGUAAAUCGAAACAAAGAGCAGCUAUUUAAGAACUCUGACAUGUUCUGGAAGCCGACAGUGGCUAUUCAGGGAGACGCAGGUGAUUUCAUAGUACAGCUGGCAGCGGGUUUAAAGGGCUUCAAGUGUGACCCAGAAUGGCUUAACAAGCUACGAGGCAGAGACCAGGAAAAGGAACAGACCAACAGGGAUAAGUGUAAUGAGGUGACAGACCAGCAUCUGAACCCUGUGAAAGUCCUGCACAUGACAGAGGAAGUGAUGGAUGACAACACCAUCAUGGUGGCUGACGGCGGGGACUUUGUUGGCACUGCAGCAUACAUUCUCAGGCCACGAGGUCCCCUGAGGUGGCUUGACCCUGGGGCCUUUGGUACCCUGGGGGUGGGGGGAGGUUUCGCCCUGGGAGCAAAGCUGUGCAGACCAGACUGUGAUGUAUGGAUCAUUUAUGGGGAUGGCUCCCUAGGGUACAGUGUGGCAGAGUUUGACACAUUCACCAGACAUAAAACUCCAGUGAUAGCCCUGGUUGGUAAUGAUGCUGGCUGGACCCAGAUCUCGCGGGAGCAGGUGCCCAUGUUUGGUAGCAACGUCGCCUGCCAGCUUGCUUUUUCUGACUAUGAGACGGUAGCUGUUGGUUAUGGUGGAAAGGGACUCAAACUUGAUCGCAACAACGAGGGUGAGAUGGAGAAAGUCCUGCGUGAGGCGAUGGAGCUCAGUCGCCAGGGCCACAGCGUGCUUGUUAACGCCCUUAUCGGCAAGACUAAUUUCCGGGAAGGAAGCAUCUCCGUCUAGGUUCAUAUCGCUUCAUAGUUGGGUUGUGUUCAGAGACAGUUCUUUAGAGAGCUUCAGUCUGGUUUAACCUGAACAAAUAGUCACAAUCGUGUUAAGCUUAAGACUUUGUUGUACAAAUCAAAUUUUGACUUGUGAUAUUUUAUACUCCUUAUAGACUGCCCAUUUAUCUAUUUAGCUUUAUUCAAACUUGUUUAAAUUUUCUCAAUAUUUCCAUAUUGUUACUGCAUUGUUGUUUAUGUUCUAUACUAAAAUGGACAAAGGGCUACAUGAUACAAACGGCAUUGGCGGACAUGACAACUAUGGUUAUAUUUAGCUACAUGACCCUGACUUUCAUGGACCAACAUCGCAUUCCAUAAUUUAUGUUGAUGUACUAGUGUUUGCUUAAUUCCAUUAAAUACUUAACAUGUCAUUUUACUGCUCUUAUGUGAAUAAAACUAAGAUGAAUUAAUUA
This is a messenger RNA of Mya arenaria, 2378 nucleotides long. Its product is annotated as 2-hydroxyacyl-CoA lyase 2-like. Gene Ontology annotation, cellular component: acetolactate synthase complex. Gene Ontology annotation, biological process: L-valine biosynthetic process. NCBI's taxonomy places the organism in Eukaryota, Metazoa, Mollusca, Bivalvia, Myida, Myidae. The transcript is spliced from 15 exons. Gene Ontology annotation, molecular function: thiamine pyrophosphate binding; flavin adenine dinucleotide binding; acetolactate synthase activity. The record is from RefSeq and is a predicted model, not a curated record. The coding region runs from base 23 to 1927 and encodes 634 amino acids.